Drosophila santomea is the source of this 5156-nucleotide messenger RNA. It is a transcript of the gene lgs, whose product is annotated as protein BCL9 homolog. The record is from RefSeq and is a predicted model, not a curated record. NCBI's taxonomy places the organism in Eukaryota, Metazoa, Arthropoda, Insecta, Diptera, Drosophilidae. The transcript is spliced from 6 exons. The coding region runs from base 289 to 4716 and encodes 1475 amino acids.
CAUAUACAUAUAAUUUUCACAUAGAAGAAUUCCACAUUAAAGAAUUUUAAAAUAAACAAUAUAAAAUCAUCCUUAUAAUUUUGGCUUUUGCUUCGCGAAAUAUUUGUGAGAUGUAAGCACACGCCUGUGAGUGGUUGAGUGCAGUUUUUGGUCUAGAUUUGCCCAACUGUGUUCGUCGACUGCUAAAGCAGUCAAACGAUGAAUUUUCAAUUCAAUUCGAUCAAUUAGACACACAAGCCAUCUUAGGAAGGUCGAUUUGAAGGGAUUCGAUUUGUAGGAGCUACUACAAUGCUCUCGACUACAAUGCCCCGCAGUCCCCCUCAAGCACAGCCGCAACAAAACUCCGAUGCCUCAACAAGUUCAUCUGGGUCGAAUCCUGGAGUUGGGAUUGGAAAUGGGAUCUCGGCCACCAACAUAAGUUCUCCAAAGAACCUUAAAAACGAACUCUUUUCUACUAUGUCGCCGGAUCAAAUAAAAGUGACACCAGACGAAGGCACAGAGAAAAGCGGACUAUCAACUAGUGAUAAAGCUGCACCUGGAGGAGUCGCAGUCGGAGGAGGCGGAAAUAUUUCGUCUGAGGGACCAACUAUGCUAAGGCAGAACUCUUCGAGUAGCAUCAACUCGUGCCUAGUCGCUUCUCCACAAAACUCCAGUGAACACUCGAAUAGCAGCAAUGUAUCGGGUACAGUGGGCCUUACUCAGAUGGUAGAUUGUGACGAGCAAUCGAAGAAAAAGAAAUGUAGUGUGAAGGACGAGGAAGCUGAAAUAUGUUCUAAUAAAGCAAAAGGACUAGCAGCUGGCGGUGGCUGCGGAACAGGGUCUACAUCCAGUCUGACUGUCAAGGAAGAGCCCACUGAUGUCUUAGGCAGUUUAGUAAAUAUGAAAAAAGAAGAAAGAGAAAUUCAUUCGCCAACGAUGUCUCCUGUCGGAUUUGGUUCAAUAGGUAAUGCACAGGACCUCUCCGCUACGCCGGUCAAAAUAGAAAGAAUUUCAAGCGACAGUACCACGGAAAAAAAAACCGCCUCCUUGAUAAUGAAUAAUGAUGAAAUGGGCAUGGAUGGCUGUAAUCAGUUGAACCCCGAUUUUAUUAGUCAAUCUUUAAAUAAUCCUCCAAUUUCGAGCAUAUUAGUAAGCGGAGUAGGACAAGAACCCGGUAUCGGAGUUGGAGCUGGGGCAGGGAACUUAUUGACAGCCAACGCCAAUGGAAUCUCCCCUGGUAGCAGUAAUUGUUUGGAUUACAUGCAACAGCAAAAUCACAUUUUCGUGUUUUCAACUCAGCUGGCCAACAAAGGGGCCGAAUCUGUUUUAAGCGGUCAAUUUCAAACUAUUAUUGCGUAUCACUGCACCCAGCCAGCAACAAAAAGCUUCCUGGAAGACUUUUUUAUGAAAAAUCCUCUAAAGAUGAACAAGUUGCAGAGGCACAAUGCCUUGGGAAUGCCAUGGAUAGGCAUGGGACAAGUGGGACCAACUCCUCCUAAUUCUGUAGCAAAGAUAACACAACAGCAGCCACAUUCAAAGACCGUAGGCCUAUUGAAACCCCAAUUCAAUCAGAAUGAAAACAGCAAACGUAGUACUGCAAGUACGCCUAGCAACUCUUACGUCGACCAGUCUGAACCUAUGGGCAAUGAUACUGAACUGAUGUGCUGGGAUGGCGGAGCCCCAAACACCAGUAGGUCUGCCCAAAACUCACGAGACCAUGUAGACAGUAUUAGUACACCCAGCGAGUCACAGGCAAUAAAGAUACUGGAAGCAGCUGGCGUUGAUUUGGGAUCGGUUACAAAAGGAAGCGAUCCAUGUCUAACGCCUGAAAACAACAUUGUAUCACUGCAAGGUGUUAAGGUUCCAGACGAAAACCUUACACCACAACAGCGGCAGCAUCGGGAAGAACAGUUGGCAAAAAUAAAAAAAAUGAAUCAAUUUCUUUUUCCUGAAAAUGAAAAUUCAGUAGGAGCUAAUGUAAGCUCACAGAUACCGAAAAUUCCAGGUGAUUUAAUGAUGGGCAUGCCGAGUGGCGGAGGCGGAUCUAGUAUAAAUGCGACAAUACGUCAACUGCAUAUGACUGGUAACACUAAAUCUGACCUCUUGUCGGGGACAAGUUCGGGACUUUCGGAGGAUGUAAUGCUUCCUGGAGAUGUUAUAUCAGAUAUGGGUGCUGUAAUGGGAUGUAAUAACAGUCAGAAAAACAGCGUGCAAUGUGGAUCUGGAGUAGGAGUUGUGGCUGUCACAGGAACUACUGUAGCUGGAAUAAAUGUCAAUAUGCAUUGCUCAAGCUCCGGCGCUCCGAAUGGCAACAUGAUGGGAAGCUCAACGGAUAUGCUGGCUUCGUUUGGCAACACAAGCUGCAACGUCAUCGGAACGGCGCCAGAUAUGUCUAAGGAGGUUUUAAAUCAAGAUAGUCUAACCCAUUCACAUCAAGGGGGAGUUGCUCAAAUGGAGUGGUCAAAGAUUCAACAACAAUUUUUCGAGGAGCGUCUCAAGGGGGGCAAACCAAGACAAGUCGCCGGAAAUGUAGCACCGCAACAGCAAACUCCUUCUGCAACUGGUGGAAACUCGUCAGGCAGCCAGGUGCGAACCCUGCAAGGUCCUCCUCCUCCUUACCACUCAACCCAGCGAUCGGCGUCAGUACCCAUAGCCACUCAAUCACCUAAUCCCUCGAGUCCAAACAACCUAUCCCUGCCGUCACCGCGCACAACUGGAGCAGUCAUGGGCUUGCCAACCAACUCUCCCAGCAUGGAUGGAUCAGGAUCAUUAUCUGGAUCUGCUCCACAAGCUAAUACGUCGGCGGCUCAGGCUGGCACAACAACAGUGCUCUCAGCAAACAAAAACUGUUUUCAGGCAGACACCCCAUCGCCGUCAAAUCAAAAUCGAAGUAGAAAUACCGCAUCAUCAAGCGUUCUUACGCAUAACUUAAACAGCAACCCAAGUACCCCUCUAUCCCAUCUAUCACCAAAGGAAUUGGACUCAUUCGGUCAGUCCUCUGCUGCUGACAACAUAAAAAGUAGGCGACCAAGCCCCCAGGGUCAUCGGUCACCAGUUAAUACUCUAAUAGAGGCAAAUAAAGAUGUAAGAUUUGCUUCCUCCAGUCCUGGUGUGAUCUUUAACCCACACCCGCAUAUGCAAAGCAAUUCGAAUUCAGCAUUAAACACCUAUAAAAUAGGCCCUACCAAUAUACAGAUGGAGCGUCAAACUUCAGCACAAGGACAAUCUGUACAAUUUAGUCGGCGCUCCGAUAAUAUUCCGCUAAAUCCCAACAGCGGCAAUCGGCCGCCACCAAACAAGAUGACUCAAAACUUCGAUCCAAUCUCUUCUUUGGCACAAAUGUCCCAACAACUAACAAGUUGCGUGUCGAGCAUGGGAAGUCCAGCCGGUACUGGUGGUAUGACGAUGAUGGGCGGUCCGGGACCGUCUGACAUUAAUAUUGAGCAUGGAAUGAUUUCGGGAUUAGAUGGAUCAGGAAUAGAUGUGAUAAAUCAAAAUAACUGUCAUUCAAUGAAUGUUGUAAUGAACUCAAUGGGUCCGCGAAUGCUGAAUCCCAAAAUGUGCGUACCAGGCGGUCCAAGUGGACCGCCUGGCUUUAAUCCCAAUUCCCCCAAUGGUUUAUUAAGAGAGAAUUCCAUAGGGUCUGCUUCAAUACCUGGUUGUGGGUCAGCAAACUCUACAAAUUUUCAAGGCAUUGUGCCGCCCGGCGUCAGAAUGAUAGGUCGAAUGCCAGUCAAUUUUGGUUCGAAUUUUAAUCCUAAUAUACAGGUAAAGGCGAGUACCCCAAACACCAUACAAUACAUGCCAGUACGGGCACAGAACGCCAACAACAAUAACAACAAUGGAGCUAACAAUGUGCGAAUGCCACCUAGUCUGGAGUUUUUGCAGAGGUACGCUAACCCACAAAUGGCUGCUGUAGGCAAUGGAUCGCCGAUAUGCCCAACAUCUGGUAUCGACGGUGGUUCUGUUAUGCCCGGAAUGAUUGUGGGACCAGGAACAGGAGCGAUGCUUAUGAAUUCUUCUGGAGAUCAGCAACAAAAUAAGAUCACAAACAACCCAGGAGCAAGCAACGGCAUUAACUUCUUUCAGAAUUGCAAUCAAAUGGGUAUUAUGGACGAAGAAAGUGGAUUAGCCGGUCAUGACGGCACAAUGAAUAUUGCUCAACCAUCUAUGAUAAGGGGCAUGCGUCCACAUACCAUGCGACCACAUGCAAUGGGCCCGCGGAUGCAAGCCGUUAACAGACAAAAUCAGUAUGCGCAGUCAUCGGAUGGUGUUGACUGUGUCGGGGAUCCCUCAGCAUUUUUUAAUAACGCUACCUGCAAUAGCACUGGACCACUUAUGUUUGCAUCAUCACAACAGUCAAAUCAGCCUAAGUCACAGCACCUGAAGAACUUACCUAGUGGAAUGUGUCAAAACCAAUCUGGAUUGGCAGUGCCACAAGGGCAGAUCCAACUACAGGGGCAAGGGCAGGCGCAGGGUCAGGCUUUAAUUGGACCUACAAAUAAUAAUUUAAUGCCAACUGGCGGCAGUGCUGGUGCUUCUAACGGCGUCUCUGGCAUCAAUUUCGUUGGACCCUCCUCUACGGACCUGAAGUACGCCCAGCAAUAUCAUAGUUUUCAGCAGCAGCUAUAUGCCACCAACACCCGAAGUCAACAACAACAGCAGAUGCACCAGACCAACAUGAUAACAAUGCCGCCGAAUUUAUCCCCGAAUCCAGCGUUCUUUGUCAACAAAUAAACGUCUUGAUUUUUGCUGCCCUCGCCAUGUAUUGUUUACUAGUCUCCAAAAUAAGGAAUACAUCUCUAAAUAAGAUUUUGUUAAGCUUAUUUCCGUAGAUGUUUUUACAACGGAGAAAAUUACCAUUUGGAUAUGCAAAUGAUAACGUUGGACACAACAUAUUUUAUUUGCAACUUGUAAAAGUCACAUCUAAGUUAAAUGUAGAAUCUGUAUUUGAACAUAAAAGGUCAUCGCUCCGCGAAUAUGUACAAAUAAUUGAAAUUUUAGUUACCAGCAGCUAUUUUCUGUUAUUAUUUAAUAUGUGCGCUGCUCUCUGUGUUAAAAGAAAUUAAAUAUAUAUAUAUAUAUGUAAAGCACUUGAUAUAUAAUGCUCUCAACUUUAUUGUAAUCAAUAUUAAGAGAACUGUAAAUUCUUCCAUAAAAAAGGAAUGCAAAAACGA